AUGGAAGAGAAUGCUCGCCGAGACCCGGACGAUUCCGCCGAGGAGUCCAACAGAGCUCUCAUAAUUCCACCUGGCAACCAGCAGUCCCACAGGAUCACCAACUUUUACAUCGACAACAUUUUACGGCCGGAUUUCGGUCGAAAGAGAAAAAGCGCGCUUCUGCAGGAAGCCUUCAGAACACGGCCGAAAAUUGGGGACACCGCAAGGGAUGAUUCUGGAUCGUCCGACCGUAACAUUGGGAGCCGGAAAAGAGAGCUGAGAGGCGGGGAGGAGGAAGAGAAGGUCCGGGAAGAGGACGAGAACCGCUGCGGAAGCCCUCAGGCCGGUUCGGCAUCGGAUGGGGCCAAACAGAUGCUGUGGCCGGCUUGGGUUUAUUGUACACGCUACUCGGACCGUCCGUCCUCAGGUCCCAGAUCCCGCAAACCAAAGAGGGCUCGGACCCCGACUAAAGAAGACAAGCGACCCCGGACCGCCUUCAGCGCGGAGCAGCUUCAGCGGCUAAAGACGGAGUUCCAGAACAACCGCUACCUGACCGAGCAACGGAGGCAAGACCUGGCCCGGGAACUGGGCCUGAAUGAAUCCCAGAUCAAAAUCUGGUUUCAGAACAAACGGGCCAAAAUCAAAAAGGCCACCGGGAAUAAAAACUCGCUGGCGCUUCACCUCAUGGCGCAAGGAUUGUACAACCACGCCUCGUCGAAAUCGGACGCCAAAUCGGACAGCGAUUAG
This is a messenger RNA of Nerophis lumbriciformis (worm pipefish), 726 nucleotides long. Lineage: Eukaryota; Metazoa; Chordata; Actinopteri; Syngnathiformes; Syngnathidae. The record is from RefSeq and is a predicted model, not a curated record.